This is a messenger RNA of Zychaea mexicana, 183 nucleotides long. RefSeq lists its product as uncharacterized. The transcript has a single exon. Gene Ontology annotation, molecular function: zinc ion binding; DNA-binding transcription factor activity, RNA polymerase II-specific; DNA binding. The record is from RefSeq and is a predicted model, not a curated record. The annotation marks the transcript as partial. Lineage: Eukaryota; Fungi; Mucoromycota; Mucoromycetes; Mucorales; Lichtheimiaceae. Gene Ontology annotation, biological process: regulation of DNA-templated transcription. Gene Ontology annotation, cellular component: nucleus.
AAGGUUACGCUUGCAUGUAUCGUUUGUCGGAAGAAGAAAGUCAAGUGCGAUGGCAUCCAGCCGUCAUGCUCUCGCUGCAAUUCGAUGGGUCUUACUUGCGAGUACUCUGACCCGCCUAGAAAACGUGGCCCUCCCAAAGGAUAUAUCGAGGUCAUUGAGAACCGUGCGCAUCGUAUCGAAUCG